This is a messenger RNA of Brassica oleracea var. oleracea, 1911 nucleotides long. Its product is annotated as transmembrane protein 87B. The record is from RefSeq and is a predicted model, not a curated record. Gene Ontology annotation, biological process: transport. Lineage: Eukaryota; Viridiplantae; Streptophyta; Magnoliopsida; Brassicales; Brassicaceae. Gene Ontology annotation, cellular component: Golgi apparatus; membrane. Bases 138 to 1673 code for a protein of 511 amino acids. The transcript has 4 exons.
UAGAAACGAUCAAAGGGGCAACCUAUUGACAGCCGUACGAUCAAAACUCAUUUGACACAUCUCAGUUUCUCACUGACGUCCUUACAGUCAUCAGCUUUUUCUCCUCUUCAGAUCUCUGCUUCUUCUCCUCGGUUUCAAUGUCGCUUCAUCUUCUUCUCCUUCUUUCGCUACUAUCCCUGACGCCUUCUUUGCUACAAGCGUCGGUGCAUGAGUACCGAAGCGAGAGAUUCAUGUCGAAAGGCAACGCCUUUGUCUUCCACGGCGGCAGCGAAGGCAUCUACUCCUCUUCUCCCUCCGACAACUUCACCUCCGACUCUGAUUCCCUCUCCUCCUUUAUCCGUUUCGAGAAGAUCACAUUCCGGAGACCUGAGGAAGCUUCCAACACCUCCUCAUUACCAAUCCACGCCGUCCUUUUCGAGGUAGAAGACAGGGAGAACAUCGGAGGAUCAGCUUACGGCGGACAGAGAGCUGUCUGCUGCACAUCUGAUCUCGCCAAACUCGGUGUUUGCUCACACGGAGAGAUCAUCCACCAUCCUUCUUCUAAAGACUCCUCCUGGCCUCAAGUCUUUGGUGUUUCGUUUCUUGAGAACGAUUUGUCUGCUACGCUGCUUACAAGAUCGAUUCAGAUCACUAGGACAGGAAUGUACAACCUCUACUUCAUCCACUGUGAUCCUGCUCUCAAGGACUUGGUUGUUGAAGGCAAAACGAUCUGGAAAAACCCUGGAGGAUACUUACCAGGUAGAAUGGCUCCGUUGAUGUACUUCCACGGGUUCAUGUCUCUCGCCUUUGUCCUUCUCGGCGUCUUCUGGUUCUCCCAGUGCGCUAGGUUCUGGAGAGAAGUGCUCCCCUUGCAGAACUGCGUAACGCUUGUGAUAACGUUAGGGAUGUGUGAGAUGGCGCUUUGGUACUUCGACUACGCUGAGUUCAACGAGACAGGUGUGAGACCGACCGUGAUCACCGUAUGGGCAGUCACGUUUGGGUCUAUCAAACGCACGUGCGCACGUCUCAUCAUCCUUAUGGUUUCGAUGGGGUACGGUGUCGUGAGGCCCACGCUUGGUGGGUUUACAUCGAAGGUGAUCAUGCUUGGUGUCACUUUCUUCGCUGCUUCCGAGACUCUUGAGCUGUUGGAGAAUGUUGGUGCUGUGAGCGACUUCUCAGGGAAAGCGAGACUGUUUUUGGUUCUCCCCGUUGCGGUGUUGGAUGCUUUCUUCAUCAUAUGGAUAUUCAAGUCGCUUUCCGCUACUUUCAAGAAGCUUCAGACGAGGAGGUUGUUGGUGAAGCUGGAUGUGUACAGGAAGUUCACUAAUGCUUUGGCUGUAGCUAUCUUGGUUUCCGUUGGUUGGAUUUGCUACGAGCUUUACUUCAAGUCUAAAGAUGUUUACAAUGAGCAUUGGCAAAACGCUUGGAUCAUUCCAGCCUUUUGGCAGCUUCUCUCCUUCUCGCUCCUGAUUGUUAUAUGCUCUCUCUGGGCUCCAUCUCAGAACUCGACGAGGUAUGCAUUCUCUGGAUCUUCUGGUGAUUCAAGUGGGGAGUUUGAGAAGGAUGAUUACACACUAACCCUCAUUAAACCAUCUCCAGUUCCUUCUCAUGAAGCCAAGAGCCUCUCAGAAGCUAGAUCUUUGCCUGACCAAGAAGAUGCAGAAGAAGAUUUGGAGGAAGAUAAAAGAGAGUGAAGUAGUGAAGACACAAUAGUUACAGUAGAUCUUCUUCUACUUUGACACUUCUUUCUCUCUUUAUAGACAUCUCAAAGUUUCAUUUUAUGUAUUUCUUGUAGGUCACGUGAGUUUUAGUUUUGUACAAUACUAAGGUCAAGAGACCAAAGCAGCCUUUGUCUUCAGUGUUUUAUAGUGCUUUAGUUUGUGUACCCAUGUUUUUAUUACCGUAUGUAAUGUUGAAAUUUCAUUUUCUUAA